Fukomys damarensis (Damara mole-rat) is the source of this 1449-nucleotide messenger RNA. RefSeq names its product transmembrane protein 134 (gene Tmem134). The record is from RefSeq and is a predicted model, not a curated record. Bases 1 to 567 code for a protein of 188 amino acids. The transcript has 8 exons. Lineage: Eukaryota; Metazoa; Chordata; Mammalia; Rodentia; Bathyergidae.
AUGCCAUGUGUGGUGCAGGCCAGGCACGAUUCGGGGAAGCAGAUCGAGCACACUGCUUCCAGCGGGGUCGCCCGCUUCGGGCCGCUGCACUUCGAGCGCCGGGCCCGAUUCGAGGCGGCCGACGAAGACAAGCAGUCCCGGCUGCGCUAUCAGAAUCUGCAGAACGAUGAAGAUUUAGCCCAGCCUUCUCCGGAACCAGAUGGGGGAGUCAGCACCAGGGAUUCUGGCCGAACAUCCAUCCGCAGCUCCCAGUGGUCUUUUAGUACCAUCAGCAGCACCACCCAGCGCUCCUACAAUGCCUGCUGCAGCUGGACCCAACACCCUCUAAUCCAGAAGAACUGCCGGGUGGUGCUGGCCUCCUUCCUGCUCCUGCUGCUGGGGCUGGUGCUGAUCAUGGUCGGCGUGGGACUGGAGGUGGCCCCCUCUCCAGGUGUCUCCAGCGCCAUCUUCUUCGUGCCGGGCUUCCUGUUGCUGAUCCCCGGAGUCUACCACGUGAUCUUCAUCUACUGCGCAGUCAAGGGCCACCAGGGCUUCCAGUUUUUCUACCUGCCCUACUUCGAGAAGUAAGCUGCGGGCAGACCGCCAGACACCUGCGAUUCAAGCCCCAGGACACUGCCUCGCGUCCAUGGGGCGCUCCUCGGACCCAAGAUCCAUUCCACUCGCCCCAUCUCGAGGUAGAAGGCCCUCCAGGAGUGUUGCAAUGCCCAGGCCUUUCGGGAGUUUGCUCAGGAAGUUUGGGGCAUGCAGGCCCCAGCUGAGAGCGCUGUCCUUCACCUGCUAUGUGCCUUAACUUAUUCUCCGGCCUUGGGGCAACUGGGUUGACGUUAUUUUGUGCUAAUAAAAGGAUAGUUAAUUCCAGCAAGGGCAACUACUCUCUUGUUCCACCACUCCUGGCCCAGCCCCUUCCAUAAAGGUGGGAAAAGGUCUGACCCUGGGAGCGAAAGAUGUCAAGCACCACCGACCUGGACCUGGGACAGUCCCAUGCCCUGAUGCUCCUAGACUUGUCCAAGGUCCUGACACACUGGGGACAAAGCUCAGGCAGGAAGAGGGGUUUCAACUUCCCCUACUCCUAGUCCUGCAGAUUCAGGGAGCCCUGUCUGCCUAGAAAGACAGCCCCAAUACCUGGUGGCCCUGAACAAGGACACUCAUAAAUGACGCAGGCCUGGGGCCUGGAGGCUGCUAUCCUGAUUGCAGCCUGGCUCUGGGGCCCCGGGCUGCCACAGCCAGCCCUGAAUGUGGGCCGUGAGGAUGCGGUGGCCUGCCCCUCCCCCACUGCCCUACUUCCCAGGAGAGAUUGAGAGGAUCAGGGAGCAGAGGGCAUGGCAAGUAGGGCCUCCGGGAGACAGCCUCAGUGAUCGAAGACACUUGGAGCCAAAGAACGUCAAGGACAGAUCAUUUUGAAUUUUUGGAAAAUCAGAGUACCACAGAAUCUCAGGAACCAAGAAAUUG